This is a messenger RNA of Fusarium pseudograminearum CS3096, 1113 nucleotides long. RefSeq lists its product as uncharacterized. The record is from RefSeq and is a predicted model, not a curated record. The transcript has 2 exons. The coding region runs from base 1 to 1113 and encodes 370 amino acids. NCBI's taxonomy places the organism in Eukaryota, Fungi, Ascomycota, Sordariomycetes, Hypocreales, Nectriaceae.
AUGGCGCCCUCAAAGGAAGUCGUCGCUACCGGUUCGGCCGCUGUCGCCGCAAUUGACCCUGAUCAGACCCUCAAGGCGUCCAAGGCUCUUUUGGCACACAUCAAGAAGGCUUCCAAGCAAAAGGCCGACGAGUCUGAAAAGCGCAACCUCCUCGAAGACCAAGACUCGGAAAAGAUUCCCAUCUGGCUCAACUUGACCACCAAGCGCCACAUCGUCGACAAGGCCCGUCUGCAGCCCGGCAAGAUCUCCCUUCCUCACUCGCUCAACAACGACGAGACCACGACUAUCUGUCUAAUCACCGCCGAGCCUCAGCGCCACUACAAGAACCUUGUCGCCUCCGAGGAGUUCCCUGAGGAGCUCCGCAAGCGCAUCACUCGUGUUGUCGACUAUGGCAAGCUCAAGGCCAAGUACAGCCAGUACGAGGCUCAGAGAAAGCUCUUCAACGAGGCCGACAUCUUCCUUGGCGACGACCGCAUCAUCAACCGGUUACCCAAGCUCCUAGGCAAGACCUUUUACAAGACAACACAGAAGCGACCGGUUCCCGUCAACCUGCAGGCCAAGGCUCCCAAGGUCGACGGAAAGCGACAGAAGCGUGUCAAGACCGAGGGCACCGUCAACUCUGGCACAGCUGCUGAGGUCGCCAAGGAGGUCCAAAAGGCAGUCGACUCUGCUUUCGUCAGCCUCACCCCAUCAACAAACACUUCUAUCCGAAUUGGAUACUCUGGUUGGACCGCCCAGCAAGUUGCCGACAAUGUCGACGCUGUUGUUACCGGUAUGAUCGAGAAGUGGAUUCCCCAGAAGUGGCGCAACAUGAAGAGCAUCUACAUCAAGGGACCCGAGACCACUGCUCUCCCCAUCUGGUUGACCGAUGAGCUCUGGAUUGACGAGAAGGAUGUCAUUGCUGAGGAUGAGGCGGCCAAGGAAAAGGCCAACAUUGGCAAGAAGCGCAAGUCGCUCGAGAACGCCGAGGAGGUCGAGGCUGCACCAAAGAAGGCUAAGAAGCGGAAGGAUGUUCCCGAGGCCGACGACAACAAGCUUGAUAAGCAAAUCUCUGACCGCAAGACCCGAUUGAGAAAGCAAAAGGCUUCGGCCAAGAAGGCUAUUGACAACUAA